UUUUUUAAAUUUCUACUAACGAGAUAGGGUAAAGCAAUAAUAGAUAACCUUUGACCAAAGGUUGUCGACAUAAUAAUUUUACUGCCACAAAUUGAAAAAAAUGUGUCUAUUAACAACUGUAGUUGUCGAACUUUAAAAAUUGUUUAAAACGCUCGUUUGCAGAAGAUCUUGUACAAUGAUUCACGCAAUAAUAUUAGUGCGCAAUUAAGGGUUACGUUCUGUGCCGAGCAAAUUGAAAUGUACACGGUAAUUGCGUUCGUUAUUGCAAUUUUAAUUAGUACCAACAGCGCUACACUUAAUAAAGUGAAAACGGACAAGUUUGAUAGCUACAGCGUAUUUUUAAAUUAUGGCGGCCAAAAGGUUUCCAAAUUGGUCAAGGGUAAUUUAGAAAACGCAGUGAUUAAGUCAAAAGUUGAAGUGCUGGGUGAGGUAUUCAAGAAACAUAUAGACUCAAUUAAAGUUUGGCCCAAAUUGGAUAUAGUAUUUUUGAUAGAUGCUUCUUCAAGUGUUGGCGAGGAUAAUUUUAAAAGUGAACUGAAAUUUGUUAAGAAAUUACUUAGCGAUGUUGUUGUUGAUUUUGAUCAUUCCCGUAUCUCUGUGGUUACUUUUAGUUCUAAAGACAGUGUGAUAACAAAUAUUGAUGGAAUAAGUAAACCUGGUAAGCGAAACAACAAAUGUUUAUUGCUGAAUAAAGAACUGAGCAACAUCAGGUACAUCGGUGGAGGUACCUACACAGUUGGAGCGUUUGGAGCCGCAAAAGAUAUAUUUCAACACAGCCGCAAUGAUACCAAAAAGAUUUUAUUUUUGAUAACCGAUGGUUACUCGAACGGAGGGGAUCCUGUGCCUCUAUCAAUCGAAUUAAAAAAACAGGGUGUUACCGUUUUUACCAUUGGGAUCCGGAAUGGAAACUACAAAGAGCUGUAUAUGUUAUCGUCGUCGCCAGGAGAAUACUACAGCUACCUGUUGGACAGUUUUGAAGAGUUCGAAAGCUUGGCUCGUAGAGCUUUGCACGUUGACAUAAAGGACGGAGACUAUUUAUCUCUGGGCAGCAGUGCACCUUGUAACAAACUGUGCGCUACCGGUAACUGUUGCGAUGAUAACGCGGUCUGCACGUGCGGAACAUCUACUGGGCACUAUACCUGCUUGUGUAAUCCUGGGUAUUACGGGUCGGGUUUAAGAAACUCGUGCUUUGCAUGCCCUUCGGGAUCUUUUGCUGAUGGACCCAACAGUUGCCUGCCGUGUCCGGACGUUCACCACGUUACCACCCCUCCAGCGCUUGGUAUUAAAAGUUGUCAGUGUAAAACGGGAUAUAGGGCAACUGAUCGGAAUGGUUGUGAAACAAUCAAGUGUCCAAAGCUGUCUCCACCUGAGCACGGAUACUUCGUUCGGAAGAAGGAUUGUGGAAACGUAUUAAACAACGCGUGUGGUGUGCGCUGUGAGGUCGGCUAUACUUUAAUUGGUAGCAGCAUUCGAUUGUGCCAACUUAGUGGUACUUGGAGCGGUGAUCCACCUUCAUGCCAAGUAAAAACAUGUAGUGCCCUUUCGGCACCCAGUCACGGUUUUAUCUCGUGCGAGCACAAUGAUUUGGGAAUAAAAUACAAUCGGACCGACGAGCCACUUCCUGUUGAUACUGUAUGCGAAUUUAAGUGUGAAAAUGGACGGACAGUGGUUGGUUCCUCACAACGAACGUGUCUACCGUUGGCUCAAUGGGAUGGCUUGAAAGUAUCUUGUAAAUUGAUAAAGUGCAACAAGCUCUCCAACAUACCUUUUGGAACGAUUGAACCAAAGUCGUGCACUACUGCUAAACAGUCAUUUGGUAAAAAGUGUACCUACACCUGUCAGGAAGGAUUCAAAAUAAGCGGACCUUCAGAACGGAUUUGCACAGGUAGGCAUGGAAUUUGGAGCAAUAAGUCGAAACAGAGCUACUGUGAGGACGUUACCCCACCUACGUUAGAAUGCCCUCCCGAUAUUGUCGGGCAUACGAGUUUGGAUAAAAAAUUUGGUACAGUUACCUGGAAUGCACCCAACGUGACAGAUAACUCUGCCCUGAACGUAAGUGUUUGGUUAAAACCUGCAAUUAAAAACAUCUCCGCGUUCAAAUUCAAAAUCGGAAGGACGAUGGUAACGUACUUUGCUCAAGAUAUUGCCCAAAACACCGCGCAAUGUAGUUUUACAGUGGAAAUUCAAGACAUCCAACCGCCAUCGAUCGAAGAUUGUGUGGACCCAAUCCCAUUUCUGUCUUCAGACACUGAUGGUGCAAAUAUUACUUGGGAUGAGCCAAUGAUCUUCGACAAUUCAGGGUUUGUUACGAUCGCCCAAUCACACGAAUUUGGCUUUUUCAACGUUGGUACGACAUCAGUAAAGUACACGGCGACAGACGGUUCAGGAAACGUUAACACUUGCACAUUGAAUAUCACGAUUAUAGAAUCGCAAUGCUCGCCUUUGCCUGACCCAAUUUUUGGAAGAAGCGAGUGUGUCUCUCUAAACAGUAGCAUCCAGUGCGUGGUCACCUGCCAAGACGGUUAUGCUAUUCCAAUUGCGUCCCCCGGUGAUGUGUUGGAUGUCGACAGCAGCGGAUCGCAAUUUUUUUGUGAUAACUCGGACGCAAUUUGGUAUUCCAAAGAAAAUAGCGCAUUUCCUGAUUGUACAAUAACUCAAUUACCAGUGGAAACGACUCAAAACGGUACAGUCACAUUCCUAAAAGAGAGCGAGGAGGAUAUCUGCAGCAACUCCAGCGCUUUAACUGAGAUUGCAAAUGACUUAUCCGUUACGUUAGGCAUUAAUAUUCAAGAGACGUGCACAACAGGCAUUUCUUGCAAAAUUAAUACAAGCGUUGUUUGCGAAAGCCUCGAAGAAUCGGAUUAUGAAGAGAAGACCAACAUUAUCAAACGAGAAACCUUGGGCAAGCCCACCAAGAGAAAGAGGCACAAAAAACAACGCGUGAAGAUCAAUUUUGAAAUUACGGCUAGUAUCUCGGACACUGUUAACGCGACUACAUUUCGAGAGCUUCCAAAAUUAGACAAAAUUCGCUUACCGGACAACACUACGGUUAAUGUCGCGAUUGAUCACAGUGAUUUCAGGUGUCCUUCGGGACAUGUACGUAGAAAAAUGCGUUGCGUACAGUGCCCAAAAGGUACUUUUCACAACGUUAGCACUGGAACCUGUCACAGUUGCCCCAUAGGUUUUUACAGUGAUAAACCUGGACAAAGUAGUUGUACCAUUUGUCCGGUGAACCAUUCGACUAAAAGACUGCAUUCCAAGUCAAUUAGUGCAUGCAUAGCGCACUGCCCGCCCGGAACGCAUAGUCGCAGAAGAAUUUUGAAACCUACAAAGCAUCAUCCAAACACAACCAUUACCCACAUGACGCUUAGGCCUCACUGCCGUUCCUGCUCUAUUGGGCAUUAUCAAGCUAACUAUGGGCAGUUAUCAUGCCGCGCCUGUCCAGAUGGAUACACGACGCCAUCGCAUAAAUCAACGUCGUUGGAGGAGUGCAUUUUGGCGGAAACGCACAUCUGUAACUCUUCGAGCGUGUGCAACACCGGCAAGUGUGUUGAAGAGGAUUCUUUUUAUUACAGCUGUUCGUGUGACAACCAAUACAUAGGUUCCCACUGUGAAACCAAGGUUUCAAAGUGCGCGUCGAACCCUUGCUUGAAUGACGGAAUUUGCACACCAACGUCCGAAGAUGCUUUUAAUUGUCAGUGCAAAGAAGGGUAUUCUGGUGAAAUAUGCGAGGAAGUUGAAGACAGAUGCUCGAAGAACUGCCUCAACGGUGGAAAGUGCGACAAAAAUGAUGACGAUGUCGAAAUGUGCGUUUGUUUGGAAGGAUUCGCCGGAUCAUUCUGCGAAACAAAGUGGAGCUAUUGUUCUACUGGUAUUUGCGAGCAUGGAACCUGUCGUGAGGAUACGCAAGGGUAUCGUUGUCUAUGUAGAGACGGAUACAUGGGGAAACGGUGCAAUAUUUUACCGUGCGAUUAUAAGCCGUGCGCAAAUCACUCCGUAUGCAUGAACUUAAAUGUUGCAAACGCUACACGGGCUAGUUAUCGAUGCGAAUGCCCAAAGAAUUACGAAGGCCCAACUUGCUCAACUCUCAUAAACUACUGCGCAAGCAACCACUGUUUAAAUAACGGAAAGUGCACCAAUAGCGAGGAGGGUCCCUUUUGCAACUGCCCAAAACCAUACUAUGGCAGCAACUGCCAGCAAAAACGGAAUAGCGACUAUAUUCUAAGAUUUCCAAGAUCAGGCACAACUGAUUUUGUUAAACUGAAUGGAUUCGAACAAAAUCUCACAGAGAUCUCCACUUGCCUUUGGAUGGUCACCAGAGACAACUUUAAUUACGGCACAUUAUUAUCGUAUGCUACUUACGAAUUCGACAACACGUUCACACUAACGGAUUACACAGGGAUGGUGGUGUACAUUAAUGGUGAUCACAGAAUCACAGAUGUUUAUUUGAACGAUGGUCUUUGGCACUUUUUCUGUCUGACAUGGGCUAGCAGAGAGGGUUCCUAUAAGAUGUAUGUCGACGGAAGUCUCGUACAGAGCGGACACGGGCUAGCCAAUAACACCUACAUUCAAGGUGCGUCAUUUUGCUCGUCUACUAAAUAUAAUAAUUUUAUUAGUAGUAUGUAA
Photinus pyralis (common eastern firefly) is the source of this 4626-nucleotide messenger RNA. Its product is annotated as sushi, von Willebrand factor type A, EGF and pentraxin domain-containing protein 1-like. Bases 238 to 4626 code for a protein of 1462 amino acids. The record is from RefSeq and is a predicted model, not a curated record. NCBI's taxonomy places the organism in Eukaryota, Metazoa, Arthropoda, Insecta, Coleoptera, Lampyridae. Gene Ontology annotation, molecular function: calcium ion binding. The transcript is spliced from 21 exons.